Drosophila yakuba is the source of this 2118-nucleotide messenger RNA. Its product is annotated as major facilitator superfamily domain-containing protein 1. Gene Ontology annotation, molecular function: transmembrane transporter activity. The transcript has 7 exons. The record is from RefSeq and is a predicted model, not a curated record. NCBI's taxonomy places the organism in Eukaryota, Metazoa, Arthropoda, Insecta, Diptera, Drosophilidae. Gene Ontology annotation, biological process: transmembrane transport. Gene Ontology annotation, cellular component: lysosome. The coding region runs from base 383 to 1873 and encodes 496 amino acids.
AGCUACAGGUAGGGAAACCAGGUAAUAACGAACAUUCUUCUCCUGACAGGGGACAGAAAUAAACCAUUACCCGAAACACCCCUCAUUUCAACCCUACCAUUUUCCAUCAUCUCUGUGUGCGGGAAUAAUCAAUACUGCACACAUAUUGAGGCUACAGCAGCAGCAACAACAACAACACGGAAUAAUGGUGUGGUCUAGUGAUAAGCAGCAACAGUAGGGCCACAGCCCGCCCCCAUCCCCCGCAUACCAACAACCGCCUUCCGCCCACCGGCAAACGAGCAGGAAUUCCGGAAAACAGGAGCAGCCACAAAUAGCAAUUACCAUCGCACAACUCAAAUUUCCCGUCACUCCUCCAUCAUUCUGACAACGAAUAGUGGCAAUAAUGUCACGCGAGGAGCGCAAACCCAUCGUUAGUUCACCGAGCAGCAGCACCUGCAGCAGCGGCGAUGACGAAGUGCAUCCUGUGGUGCGACGACGCAGCGCCCGGGACACGGAGCUCGCCGGCCACCAGAAGGAUGCCGGAUGCUGUGAUCCGACGAGCACGCCACAUCGAUUCCUGGCCCUGCUUUUUAUGUGCCUCUUGGGUUUUGGUUCCUAUUUUUGCUACGAUAAUCCCGGCGCAUUGCAGGACGUUUUCCAAAAGGAACUGCAACUCAGCUCCACCGAGUUCACGCUGAUUUACUCCAUCUACUCGUGGCCAAAUAUCGUGCUCUGCUUUGUGGGUGGCUUUCUUAUCGACCGGGUGUUUGGCAUCCGCCUGGGCACCAUUAUCUACAUGCUGAUCGUGCUCGUGGGCCAGUUGAUCUUCGCUACCGGCGGUGUCCUGGGCCACUUCUGGUUGAUGAUCUUGGGACGCUUUGUGUUCGGCAUCGGGGCUGAGUCGCUGGCUGUGGCCCAAAACAGCUAUGCAGUGCUAUGGUUCAAGGGCAAGGAGAUUAACAUGGUCUUUGGACUGCAGUUGUCGGUGGCCCGCUUCGGCAGCACCGUCAACUUUUGGAUUAUGCAACCUCUUUAUGGCUACGUCUCCAAAUCCUACUCUGGCUACAAGGGGCUGGGCGUGGCCCUGUUCCUGGCAUCCUCUACGUGCGUUAUGUCCCUAAUUUGCACCUUGAUUCUAGGUUGGAUGGAUAAGCGCGCGGAGAGAAUCCUUAAGCGGAAUAACAAUCCUGGUGGAGAGUUGGCCAAACUAAGCGAUAUAGUCACCUUCAAGUUGGACUUCUGGAUGGUGUCUGUGGUCUGUGUGGCCUACUAUGUUGCCAUCUUUCCGUUCGUGGCUCUAGGCCAAGCCUUCUUCGUGAGCAAAUUCCACAUGACUCCGGAUGAGGCGAAUACGGUCAACUCGAUUGUCUACCUGAUCUCUGCUAUUGCAUCGCCUCUGUUUGGAUUUGUGAUUGACAAGGUCGGGAGGAAUGUGACCUGGGUGUUUUGUGCCACUAUCUCCACGCUGCUAGGCCACUUCCUCCUGACUUUCACUCAGUUGGAUCCGUACAUCGGGAUGAGCAUAAUGGGUCUGUCCUAUUCCAUGUUGGCUGCCAGCCUGUGGCCUCUGGUCUCCUUGAUUGUGCCCGAAUAUCAGCUGGGCACUGCAUAUGGCUUCUGUCAGUCUGUGCAGAAUCUGGGACUAGCGGUGGUGACUAUUGCAGCGGGCAUUAUUGUGGACAGCAGCGGCGGCAGUCACUUCUGGCUGCAGAUUUUCUUCAUGUUCUUCCUGCUGGUCUCCCUGCUGGCCACCUGUGCGAUUUGGGCCUACAACCGCAAGCAUCAGGGCAACUUGAACAUGUCACCUGCUCAGCGGGCCACAUACCACACCUCGAUCGCGAUGCAGUGCCCCCACGUGAACAGACGGCCUUUAUUGGGCAACUAUGUGCAAUAGAUCGAUUAUCUGUUACUAACCAAUUACCAAUUCUGAUGCUAACGCCAUCUCUCUAUCCUUGACUUGUUAUGCAACUCGGAGCACAUUCUGCUAACCGCACAAUCGACGAGGUCAUUCGAUCUGUUUAACUCCUAGCCAACAUUCUAUGAUACAUAUCAAACUUUAAACUAUUGUUAUAUUUAUUAUUUGUUGUGUGUGAUAAAUAAAUUUAUGUAAAUGUACAUUAACCAAAUUAAAUAACGAAA